Messenger RNA from Mycena citricolor, 2665 nucleotides. NCBI's taxonomy places the organism in Eukaryota, Fungi, Basidiomycota, Agaricomycetes, Agaricales, Mycenaceae. The record is from the annotation of a GenBank genome assembly.
GACCGCCAAGUACCGGUACCCUCGAUUCUCUGAGCGAACCGACAAGGUUCUUCUGCGCCAUAUGUGGUCGUCUUCUGUGCCCUCUCGCGAUGUGUCUGAUUGUGAGAACGCUGGCUCGCCGAAAGAUUGAAAACGGCGCGGAAUCUUCAGCAAAUAAUUCUGUCAAGGUUGUUGUUGCUGCUGCAUCAUCCUUUGCACCUCCAGGCCGGAAAAAGACGGAGAAAGAGAAGAAGGACAAGGAGGAUGUCGAACCAUCUCUUGUGAAUAAGGCGCCAUCCGGGGCGAAAACGGGCGUGUGCAGGAUUGAGCUCACGUGCAAAGAACCAAAUCACACACCAACUGCAGAGACGCUGUGGCAGUUAUGAUCACGGACGCGUAGUAUUGACCGUGGACGAAGUUCGGGUCCAUCCUAUCGGCACUCCACUGUUCGUGGCACAACCCACUGCAAAUUGUGCACAGGCAACAAAUUUGUGAUUGACAUUUGCUGUCGCCUACACGAAGAGGGUGUGAUCUACCUCGCCAGCCGACGUGCCCACUUGCGUGCGAAGAUUAACUGGUCUCCUUGCCGCACAACAAUCGAAGACCCAUAUGAAACUAUCACCGUCGCUAUGACCCGACGCGAGACGAUGCUCGGGGACACUGUAAUCGCCGUCCACCCCGCUGAUCCCCGGCACAUCGCACCUGCAUGGUAAAUCUGUGAUCCACCCCCUUUCUGCCCAAUCGCUUGCAGCCGACCAUGUGGAUAUCUAGGACGACCGAAUGUAGAUACCUCUGUGCAGUAAAUCUGAUGAUAUCUUUGAGCCUAUAUUGAAGCCCCAGUAACGGUUAGACCCUAAAACCUGGCGGAAGAGGCGAUUUGUUGCUGUAGGCUUGCGACUGCAAACUGGCUUUGUCUCACAGCGUACUCUGGCUGGUGAACUUCUGAUCACACCCAAGCAGUCCGAGAACGAGUGGCACUGAUGGCUGGCGGGGAUCCAAGAUUCUCUCGACAGCUUUCGUGGGUGCACCGGAACACAGCCUAAUUUGGACACGGUUACGCGAAGACUCGCGACGUUCAAGGUGUCGUGAAAUCCAAGACUUCUCCGAAACGAAAUGACUGCAAGGACUGUGUGGGAUGCAACUCGCAACGUGCCACCGAGCGUGUUACUGCCUUAACUCGUGUUUCCCAUCGGCAGUGGUUGGCAACAAAUUUUUCACUCUAGAGACGUCCGGUGUCGUGCGGAGAGGGUUGAAACCAUCAUUCAUGGCCAGACGGUGUGUGCCAAGGACCGAUCAUCGAACAUCAUGGGUUACGCUCCGCGUUCGGGUUUGCUCGGGUAUAUAAGGCGAGGCGAACCGACCUAACCGUAUUGUGGUCUGCUCUUUUGCCCUUUCAUUACAACUUUUCCCUCCAGCCUGUGGUUGUUGGAUUUUCUUCAUCUUCGUUUUCUUCGCUUUUGCCGCAGGCUUUUUACUGCUUUUUCCAGCCCUCCAGUGCAGCGCACAUUUUCGCAUUUUUUCAUUGAAACUUUACCGAACACCUUCCUUCGUUCGCGUUCGCCAUGCGUUUUUCCGUCGCAACGCUUCCUCUCAUUGCCUCUUUGGCCGGAUCUGUCGUCGCGGCGCCUGUGGGCCUGCACCUGGGUCGGGGUUUGACUAGCUCGGGCGGCAGUCCCAACGCUGCUGCUGUCCCCGCUGCAGAUGCCUCCAUCACCAUCACUGUCCACUCCCCACGAGCGACCGGAGAUGCCGCUGAUGCCGAAGGCACUGCCGAGGACCAGGACCUCGUGAACAGGGCUGCUAGGAAAGCAGCGAGGCCAGCAGUCAAAGCCGUGCCAGUAAAAGCCGCGCCAGUAAAAGCCGCGCCGGUUAAGGCCCCUGCGCCGGUUAAAGCUGCACCGGUCAAGGCCCCUGCACCGGUCAAGGCUCCUGCACCAGUGAAGGCUCCCGCACCAGUCAAAGCUCCUGCACCUGUCAAGGCCCCCGUGCCGGUCAAGGCAUCUGCACCGGUCAAAGCCCCCGCACCGGUCAAAGCAUCUGCGCCAGUCAAGGCCACCAAUGUGGCUAAGACUACCGCAGCGGCCAAAGCAACCAAAGCUGUCAGCGCAGCCAACGCAGCCAAAACAAGCAAAGCAGCUCCGGCCAGCAAAGCCAUCAAGGCAACCCAGAGCGCGAAAACGACCAACGUCGUCAAGACUUCCAAUGCUGCGAAACCCACCGUGGCUUCCCAGGUGGGCAAAGGAGCGAAGAUUAGUGCAGCAGCCAGCAAGACCGCCGGCAAGGCGAGCACGGCGUCCAGCAAGAGUGUAGCCGGAAAGAAGGGCGCUGCCGCUUCGGCCGCUGGCAAGAGCGCCGCUAAGGCUGCUGCCACUGGUUCUGCCGCCGCGACCCGCUCUGCUGCGGGAGCGAACCGCUCUGGAGCUGCAGCUUCCCGUUCGGCCGCGGCCGCCUCUCGUUCUGCUGCGGCCGCCACCCGCACGGGAGCUGCUGCUUCACGCCGUUUCUUUGCGCGCAACACUCUCCAACUUUGAGUGCCUUCUGUAGAAAGAGCCGGAUGCCGGAACGGGAGCACUUGCAAACCACUUCCACGCUUGUAUCAUGAUAAUUUGUUUGUAAUAACUGGGCAAAUCCAGACCUAAUCACUGCAAGUGGCCAAUUUUGAAGUGGGGAGGCUCCUACAGUCUUC